This is a messenger RNA of Perca fluviatilis (European perch), 4297 nucleotides long. RefSeq names its product RAB11 family interacting protein 1 (class I) b (gene rab11fip1b). The transcript has 6 exons. Gene Ontology annotation, cellular component: intracellular membrane-bounded organelle. Lineage: Eukaryota; Metazoa; Chordata; Actinopteri; Perciformes; Percidae. The coding region runs from base 239 to 4021 and encodes 1260 amino acids. The record is from RefSeq and is a predicted model, not a curated record. Gene Ontology annotation, biological process: regulated exocytosis. Gene Ontology annotation, molecular function: small GTPase binding.
AGCACCGUGUCAAAUUGGUUUCAUGUAAUCUGUUAAUCUGGGGGAGUGUCUCGUUUUAACCAAGGACCCCUCUCGGUGUAACCACGCCCAAUCAGCUGUUUCCUCAAGAUCACCGAAACUCAUGGGGAAAAAAACUUUCCGUCGCGUCCGGAUCGGUCUCACGGUAAACCCAUGCUAGACUUUUUCUUUUGGGAUUUAAUUUUGGUGCGGUGUUAGUCCAGCAACAAGUAGUGUCAACAUGUCUCUGGCGGAUCUGCAGUGGUGUCCCACAAGCGUCCAGGUAACGGUACUCCAAGCCAGAGGCCUGAGGAUAAAGGGGAAAAGCGGCACUAACGACGCGUACGCGCUCAUGCAGGUGGGCAAGGAGAAGUUUCAGACCUCGGUGGUGGAGAAGAGCGUGGCGCCGGUGUGGAAGGAGGAGGCCGCUUUCGACCUGCCGCCGCUGCUGCCCCUGGGCGGCGGAGGUGGAGGUGGGGGAGGCACGGAACGCUGCACGCUGCAUGUCCAAGUCCUGCACCGGGCCCUGAUGGGUCCGGACAAACUGCUGGGACAGGCUGUCAUCAACCUGCUGCAGCUCAGUGAGGACAAAACCCGCGACAAGACCAUGUGGUUUAAGUUGCUGGACAAGACUGGCAAGGCAGACAAAGACAGAGGAGAGGUGCUUGUGGACAUCCAGUUCAUGAGAAACAACAUGACCGGCAGCAUGUUUGACCUCUCCGCUGCCGGCAAAUCCAGAUCUCGCCUGGGCAAGUUAAAGGACAAAGUGCGUGGCAAGAAAAAGGAAUCGGAUACUGCGUCUAACGUGGUGCCAUCCUUCACCCAGGUUCUGACAGACAGCGAGGAGGAGGGAAACCAGGAGGAAGAUGUUGACAAAGGCGAGAAAAAGAAGAAACCAAAGAUGAAGUCGUUGUUUUCUACCAAGUCUAACCUGCAGAGGAACAUGUCUCAGUCAAUGUCUGUUCUGCCUUCGAAGAACUCCUCACUGAGCGGCAGCCAGUCGUCUGGUCUAAAUGUGGAUUCCUCUGAAGGUAAAAAGAAGUUCAAGUUCUUGAUACAUAAACGCUCAGGCAGCUCAGACAGCAAAGAUUCCUCCUCUGGUCACCAAAAACAUGGCGCUGCCGAACAGAGUAACUUGUGCAUCAAUGGCAGUCAUGUAUACUGUGAAGGGCAGCCGCCCCAGACGUCUCGCAUCGGUUCCAACUUCAGUCUGGCCAGUUCAGGCCACGGAUCCAUGGAGGAUGUCCCUGAAAGUUCUCCAUCUGUUGAUUCACUGAGGGCAGUGAAGCAAUAUUCACCAUGGACAGAGGAGGAGGAGGAGGAGGAGGAGGAGGAAGGAGAGCAUAUAAAAGAGGAUGUGGGUACACUAAGAAGGGAGGAAGAGGAAAAAAUUAGGAGACAAGAAAAAGAGCUUGAGAGGUUGGCUGAGGAGAAGAGACAAGAGGAAGAAGAAAAGAGGAUUGGGGAAGAGAAAGUUAAAGGGGAGGAAGAGGAACGGAUUAGGAGGCAGGAGGAAGAAAGAGCUCAGGAAGAGAGGAGGCAAAAAAAGGAAGAGGAGAGGCUCAGGAGAGAAGAAGAGCGUAAACGAUUAGCGAAGGAAAAGAGGAUACUAGAGGAACAAGAAAAAGAGAAAGUUAGAAAGGAGGAAGAGGAGAGGAUCAGGAGGGAGGAGAGGGUUGAGGAAGAGAGGAGGCGAGCGGAAGAGGAGAGGGUGAGAAGACAAGAGCGUGAGGAAAAGAGGACACUUGAGGAACAAGAAAGGAGGCGAAGGGAGGAAGAGGAAAGGAUUAGGAUGGAGGAGGAAAGGGCUCAGGAAGAGAGGAGACACAAGGAAGUGGAGAGAGCAAGGAGACAAGAAGAGCAGCGUAAAUUAGCAGAGGAAAAGAGAAGAAUGGAGGAAGAAGAGAGGAUUGAAAAAGAGAAAGUUAGAAAGGAGGAAGAAGAGAGGAUCAGGAGGGAGGAGGAGAUGGCUGAGGAAGAGAGGAGGAGACAAGAGGAGAAGGUGAGAAUCCAAAAAGAGGAGUGUGAGGAAAACGGGAGGCUUGAAGAACAAGAAAGGAGGCAAAGGGAGGAAGAAGAAAGGAUUAAAGAUGAAGAGAAGGCUAGGAGGGAAAAGGAAGACUAUGAGAGAUUAGUAGAGAAAAUUAAACUAGAGGAGGAAGAAAGGAAAAGGAUUGAGGCAGAGGAGAAGAUGAGACAAGAGGAAAGGAUAAGGGUGGAGGAAGAGAUGAGGAUUAAAGAUGAAGAGAAGGCUAGGAGGGAAAAGGAAGACUAUGAGAGAUUAGUAGAGAAAAUGAAACUAGAAGAGGAGGAAGAAAGGAAAAGGAUUGAGGCAGAGGAGAAGAUGAGACAAGAGGAAAGGACAAGGGUGGAGGAAGAGAUGAGGAAGAAAGAAGAGGAGAGGUUUAGAAGGCAAGAAGAGCGUGAGAAGUCUGCAGAGAAAAAGAGGAUAGAACAACAAGAGAGAAUUGAAGAGGAAAGGAUUAGGAUGGAGGAUAGGAGACAAGAGGAAGAGGAGACAGCUAGAAAGGAAAAUGAAGAACAUGAGAGAUUGGUAGAGGAAAAAAACAGACAAGAGGAACAAGAGAGGAGACGGAUUGAGGAAGAGAAGAUUAAAAAGGAGGAAGAGAAGAGGAUUAGGAUGGAGGAGGAAGCUGAAAAGGAGAGAACAGAAGAGGAGGCCAGGAAGCUGGAGAUGGAGAAGUUAAUAAGGGAAGCAGAGGAACAGAAGGACAAUCAAACCAAACCCAACGCUUCAGGGAAGAAACCUCAAGUGGCUGUGGAGAGCCCUGCAGGAAUCCCUUCUAAUCAGUCUGAUGAAAACUUUUCAAAUAAUCCCUUUGAAAAGAUUCCCGACUCUCCCGCUGGACUCGACAGCAACACAGCCAAGAUGUCAACUAUCCAACAAAGGGUUCAAUCUGCUGCAUCACUGAUGGGAAGCAAGCCCGUUUCCACUGAUGAAAAGAAUCCUAUUAGUACUCAACGGGAGAGGCGGUUGGCUCCACAGCCUCCAGGAGGGAAUCAAGCUGAGAGACAGGCUCAGGGGGAGCAGCAUGGCUCUACGCCACAUCUGGCACAAAUUAACAAGAAAAGUAAAGACAUCAAAACUGUUCUCCCUCAGCGCUCAGUGCAAAUGAUCGCUCCUCUGAGUAGGUCUCCCACAGAUACAAAGAACACCCAGAGCAUGACACAAAGUAGUUCCACUAAAGAAACCUCAAAUGGAGCCAAACACAGUAAACGUCCUGCGCCGUCUAGACCUCAUUCUGUGGAAGAAGGGCUAUCAUCUGAUAACACAGGACGGUCUUCUGAUGGCGACAUUUCCCAUGAAUGUGGCUCGGGGGCAAAACAAUUCCCUAUCGUUUAUGGCUUAAAUCCAUUUGAAGACGACGACGAAGAGGAAAAUGUAGCCCAAGAGGAUGCAACAACUUCUGGCAAUACUGGUUCAGUACAAUGGCCUCCAGUCGUGUCCCAAGCUGCUGAUAAAGAUGCCGCCUCUCAAGUAAAAAUCAAAUCCUCAAAGGCCCGCGCUCCCGCACUUCCUGUGACCAUACCUGAUAACCGUGCAUGUGACCCCGAGUCAGAGGACAUUAGUCCUGUGCAUGUCCAGGAGGCUCCACUACAAGAGUCCCAGCCUGCGGCAGUGCAGAGUGCAGGGGAGGAAGCAGGUGGCAAGAAGGAGGGGCCUCCUAUUACUUUACGCAGGCUUCAACCUGUAAAACCCCUUAAUCCUUUGAAACAGCAGUCUGUUUCAGUAGUUCCAGGGGAAAAUGAUAACAAGUCCACUGGAAUUCUGUGUCAAGUUCAGGAGAAAACAAAGGUAAAGGACACUGGGCUAAAAGGGCCCUACUCCCAGCUGACUCGGGAGGAACUCAUCUCUCUGGUGCUCAAACAAGAAACCCAGCUGUCCGAGAGAGACAAAAAGAUAUCCGAGCUGGAGCAGUACAUUGACAACUUGCUUGUGCGCGUCAUAGAAGAGAAACCAAGUAUUCUCAUGUCCCUGAACUCUCUGAAGAAAGCUGCCUAGGUGGAUUCUCAGCUGACCGUUUUUUAUUUCCACUGUACCUAAUCAGUUCAGACACAGUAAUCUGACAUUACCACACCAGAUACUUCGCAAUACUUGUGGAUUAUAAUAUGGAAGGUAACUUGAGUAAAGGUUUAGGUUUACAAGGCUUGAACAGUGGCGAUCAAGUUCCCCAUACAGGCAAAUGAAUAGUGAUGAAGAUUUAAUGUUGUGAAAGACAUCUUGCAGACAUUGUUUAAUCUUCAGAUAACCGCUUCAAUUGGAGGAUUAUAUAAAGUU